Molecule: messenger RNA, 1437 nt
Organism: Scedosporium apiospermum
Lineage: Eukaryota; Fungi; Ascomycota; Sordariomycetes; Microascales; Microascaceae
Exons: 3
Coding region: 1-1437 (478 amino acids)
Biological process (GO): amino acid catabolic process; carbohydrate catabolic process
Molecular function (GO): magnesium ion binding; L-rhamnonate dehydratase activity
Source: RefSeq, a predicted model, not a curated record
AUGGCUUCCUCAUCAGGUGUUCGCGAGUUUCCUACUAUUAAAGCGAUCCGGUCUUACGUGAUUAGCGGAGUCGGCGCAGGCGGUGACUAUCACAAUGUUAAGGGCGGCCAUUGGCUCAUAGACACUCCCAUCUCCACUCCGUGUUCAAGAUGGGAAGAAUAUCGCAAGUCGAGGACGAGCUGGGGCAUCAACGUCCUCGGUUCGUUCUUCAUCGAAGUCGAGGCCUCUGAUGGCACCGUUGGCAUUGCCACCGGCUUCGGUGGCCCCCCAGCCUGUUGGCUCAUCCACCAGCACUUCGAACGCUUCCUUAUCGGCGCCGACCCGCGGAACACCAACCAUCUCUUUGAGCAAAUGUAUAGAGCCUCCAUGUUCUACGGUCGCAAGGGUCUUCCAGUGGCGGCAAUCUCGGCAAUCGAUCUUGCGCUUUGGGAUCUGCUUGGUAAACUUCGCAACGAACCCGUCUACAAGCUUAUCGGCGGCGCGACGAAAGAGCGACUCGAUUUCUAUUGCACAGGACCCGAGCCCGUGGCCGCUAGAGAGAUGGGCUUCUGGGGUGCGAAGCUUCCCCUACCUUAUUGCCCUGACGAGGGCCACGUCGGGCUCAAGAAGAACGUCGAGUUCCUCCGCAAGCAUCGCGAGAGCGUGGGACCUGACUUUCCACUUAUGGUUGACUGUUACAUGAGUCUCAACGUUCCUUAUACCAUCGAGAUUGUCAAGGCAUGUCUCGACCUCAACAUCCACUGGUGGGAGGAGUGUCUUUCCCCCGAUGACACCGACGGCUUCGAGCAGCUUAAGCGUGCCCAUCCAACUAUGAAGUUCACCACUGGUGAGCACGAGUACUCGCGAUUCGGUUUCCGCAAGCUCGUCGAGGGCCGUAAUCUCGAUAUCAUCCAGCCCGACGUCAUGUGGCUUGGUGGUCUCACCGAACUUCUCAAGGUCUCUGCCAUGGCCGCCGCCUAUGAUAUCCCCGUCGUACCCCACGCUAGUGGGCCGUACAGCUACCAUUUCGUCAUGUCGCAGCCCAACACGCCUUUCCAGGAGUACCUGGCCAACUCGCCGGAUGGCAAGAGCGUACUGCCCGUCUUUGGCGACCUAUUCCUUGACGAGCCCAUCCCUACGAAGGGAUACUUGACCACGGCUGACCUUGAUAAGCCUGGAUUCGGACUUACUCUGAACCCAGCGGCGAGAGCAAAGCUCAUACCUGCUGACUACCUCCUGUCGCCUCCUCCGGCCAGAAUACUCAGCCCGCCUACCCCCGAAUCUGAGCCAGAGCCGGAGCAAGAUCAAGACCAGAAACUUCAGCAGGAGAAACUGCAGCAGAAUGGAACGGCUGUCCAAGAUGGCAUAAUCAGCGAGUUGGCGGCGAAGGUCGAAGCGUUGGUGACAGAUGGUACGAAUGGUACGAAUGGUACGAAUGGUACGAAUGGUACGGCCUAA